Molecule: messenger RNA, 1143 nt
Organism: Leptinotarsa decemlineata (Colorado potato beetle)
Lineage: Eukaryota; Metazoa; Arthropoda; Insecta; Coleoptera; Chrysomelidae
Product: Inorganic pyrophosphatase Nurf-38
Biological process (GO): phosphate-containing compound metabolic process
Cellular component (GO): cytoplasm
Molecular function (GO): inorganic diphosphate phosphatase activity; magnesium ion binding
Source: RefSeq, a predicted model, not a curated record
UAUGUGCCUAGUGGAAUUUCCAACUCAACCGUGCUAAAACAGUCGGUCAUGGUCAUUAGGUCGAUUUUGCGUUGUGGUGUGCACGUAACUAGUUCCCGGUGUACGUUUCUUCGAGCGUCUCAAUUUUUUUCGCCGUUACUAAAAAUUAACACCAUGGCUUAUACUACCGUGGAAAGAGGAAAUCCUUUUUCACCAAACUACAGAGUUUACAUACAAGAUAAAAAUGGACCUGUUUCGCCUUUACACGAUAUACCGCUUGUCGUGGAUGCCGCAAAAAAUAUAUACAACAUGAUUGUGGAAGUUCCCAGAUGGACGAACGCAAAAAUGGAGAUCACAAUGAAGGAAAUUCUGAACCCCAUCAAGCAAGACAUCAAAAAGGGAAAGCCCAGAUUCGUUGCAAACUGCUUCCCUCAUCAUGGUUAUAUCUGGAACUACGGGGCUUUGCCCCAGACCUGGGAAAAUCCAGAACAUUUGGAUGAUGGAACUGGUUGCAAAGGUGAUAACGACCCCAUCGACGUCAUUGAAAUCGGUUACAGGGUGGCCAAAAGAGGUGAAGUGCUCAACGUCAAGAUUCUGGGCACUAUUGCCCUCAUUGAUGAGGGCGAAACUGACUGGAAACUCAUUGCUAUUGACGUAAAUGACCCCAUAGCUGACCAAGUAAAUGAUAUUCCUGACGUCGAGAAACAUUUUCCAGGGCUUCUUAAAGCCUCUGUGGAAUGGUUCAAAAUAUACAAAAUUCCAGACGGCAAACCAGAGAACCAGUUCGCUUUCAAUGGUGAGGCGAAAUCAGCUUCUUUUGCCCACACCAUUAUCGAUGAAGUUCACAGGUUCUGGAAAUCGCUGGUUUCUAAGGAAGUUGAAGCUAAGGGAAUAUCCUGUGUGAAUACCACCCUAGAUGGAAACUCUUUCAAGAUUCCUGUCAGUGAGGCCAAAGAUGUGAUAAACAAAACCCCUGAACUUGGAGAUGCACAUCCAGUUGACACCGUAGUAGACAAAUGGCACUUUAUCCAUUUGAAAUAGGAUUUUUAAGAUUUAUGACUUAUUCAAAAUAAGUUCAAAUGACUGCAUGCAUUUAUCGUUUUUCCAUCAGGACCAUUCUUGGAUUUUAUAUAUGUUUGUUAGUAAUAAAUGAACGUCAACAAA